AUGGCGCUGGUCAGUUGGAAGUCUGCGCGCGUGACGCGCGCUGACCUGGCUCUGUUGGACUCGGGCAACUGGUUGAAUGAUGCCGUGAUCGGCUUCUGGACAGAAUACCUGAGCACCGCUCCAGCUCCGGACGGUUUGGGCAAUCCGGACGUCCUCAUCGUGGACGCUGCUUCGGGCAACUGGAUGGCCACAGAAGAGGACGAAGAGGACGUGCUAGAGGCGCUGACGAACUUGGAGGCGGCGAGUAAGAAAGUGGUCCUCGUACCCAUCAGCGAUCGGACGGACAGAGGAGAGAGCCUGUAUCAAGGCACUCACUGGGCGCUUCUUGCCUUGUCCCGUGAUGGGGAGGACAUCCAUGGCGCCUACUACGACUCCAUGGGCAGCAGCAACCUCGGUCAAGCCGGUGUGCUGGCCAAGCGGAUUUCCCUGGGUAUGGGUGGAAGGUUUCGCGGACUGCGCCAGCGAGAAGCCGGUAAGCAAGGAAAUGCUUGCGACUGUGGAGUCUUUUCCUUGCUGUUUGCGGAAGCCUUGGCGCGUGGGCAAGAUCCGGCCGACGUGUCCCAGGGCCAAGCUACGGCCAUGCGAAGUCGAAUGCGCGAAACGAUUCUGAAGUUGGCUCAGCGCAAGUGA
Symbiodinium sp. CCMP2592 is the source of this 630-nucleotide messenger RNA. NCBI's taxonomy places the organism in Eukaryota, Dinophyceae, Suessiales, Symbiodiniaceae. The record is from the annotation of a GenBank genome assembly.